Messenger RNA from Camellia sinensis, 1628 nucleotides. RefSeq lists its product as uncharacterized. The record is from RefSeq and is a predicted model, not a curated record. Gene Ontology annotation, molecular function: DNA binding; DNA-binding transcription factor activity. Lineage: Eukaryota; Viridiplantae; Streptophyta; Magnoliopsida; Ericales; Theaceae.
GAGAGAGAGAGAAAGAGUCUUCCUUUUCAUUUGUCAAAGUCUAGGGUUUCAGUUCCAAUUUCUUGUAUAUAAAACAGUUACUCAUUUUUUCCAAACCAAACUCCAUGGAAUUCUCAAGCUAAGAUUGAUUUUUCUCUUCUCCAAGAAUAAUCUUUUGUCAUGUCAUGGGAUGUGAGAGAAGAAGAAAAAAGCGAGAAAGAAAGAAAGAUAAUAUAUAGGUUAUAUAGUUCAUGAAUGAUUGAAGAGCUACCCACAAAACCCUCAUCCGCAAUACUAAUCCUCAGUUAUAGUGUUAAUAUAUCAAAGAUGGUGGGAGGUGGUAGCAUCCAAUGUUCGAAGAUAAGCCCGUCAGACCAGAACAACGAUGGGAAUAAUAGUGAUGAGGACAAUCCGAAAGAUGGAAGAAGCUCGAGCAACAGCACGGUUGAAGAGAACGAGAAGAAGUCAUCAGUGCCAGUGAGGCCUUAUGUCCGAUCCAAGAUGCCAAGACUACGGUGGACACCUGAUCUCCAUCUUCGCUUUGUUCAUGCCGUGGAGAGACUUGGUGGACAUGAUAGAGCAACACCAAAAUUGGUUCUUCAACUGAUGAACAUGAAAGGACUUCAUAUUGGUCAGGUCAAGAGUCAUUUACAGAUGUAUAGAAGCAAGAAAAAUGAUGACCCUGGACAAGUAAUAGCAGAUCACAGGAAUAGCUUCAACCUGAGUCAACUUCCUAUGCUCCAAGGAUUUAACAAAAAGCAUCACUCUAAUUUCAGAUAUGGAGAUGCUUCUUGGAGUGGUCAUGACAAAUGGAUACGUCUUAUAGGGCUAAGCAGAAACGAUAAUGGUAGACCGGGAUUUUAUGGUACAUUUGCUGAGAGGAUCUUUGGAAAUAGCCACAACAGUUUGGUCAAUAGCAAUCUGCAUAUGAAUAUUACAUUUCCCUCCUCCAAUGAACAAUCUAUAAGGAGAAACAAUGAACUAAAACAAGAAUUCCCUCAUUUUUUGAACCCAGAAAUGAGACUUCAAGAGCAGACAUCUGUGAAGAGGAAGGCUUCAGAUUGUGACCUCGAUUUGAAUCUGUCACUCCGGCAAACAUUUAGGAACGAUGAAAGCCAGAAGGGUAUGGAGGAUGAUGAAGAGGGCAGUAAUUUAACCUUGUCUUUGUAUUCAUCAACAUGAUCUUCAAAGCUUGAAGGUUGAGAAAAGGUGAGAUUAAGGAGGAGAAUGAGAGAAUGGCAAGUACCCUGGAUAUGACUAUAUGAAUGAGACAAUUCUAAGUGAGAUCUUGAGGUACUUGUCUUAGAGAAUUCUUUGGUUUAGUAGUUAAAGUAGGCUUUUUAAAGUUCGAGAUUGUGGAUUUGAACUUGAUGGUAGUUAUUUUGUGCAAAUGAUGCCAAUGAUUAGAUUUGUACUUAAUUUGCACACCACCAAACAAAAAUUGGCAUAUUUGUAAUGAAAAUGUCAUGGAUCAUGAAAUUAUAUCCUGCAAAGUGAUGUAUAGUAUAGAUUUAAAGUUGAUAGAAUGUGAGUCAUGUUUAAAAUGAUUGUAACCUUUAGAUGUAUUUUUUUGGAUAAUUUUCUAGAUAAUUUUUCUGAAUUUGUAGUAUUGUUGUAUUUUUAAAUGAAAAUGGCGGCUUGCCCAAGAA